ACAAGGUGGGCAGCGCGCCGUAAGGGUUGACUAAACCCCCUUGUGUGUCAGCUGCGGGAUUCGAACCCGCGACUCGUCACCGACCCAAGUGGGCGAGGCUCAAAUCGGGACUUAUCUACCAGCGAAGUGACCAACUACACCAGCCGACGGUUGAAAUAUACACCGCGCUAGAUUCGCUACGCAUCAUAUCCCUUCCCGCCCUGAGCUUCUCCACUUUACUUUCUAUCAUCUGUACGCAAGUAACGAUCGAACGCAGGACGUAGCGCAGACUGAGAUCACGCCGAUCCAAUACGAACCAGAUUUCCCUUUCAAAUACAACAACUUCGUCUAUCGCCUCUCGCUUCCCACCGACGUCUCAGGUGUUCUUGGAGAUGCCGGCCACGACCACAAGCUCAAGCAGCCAGGCUGCGUCCCCAUUCCAGCAGGGACCAAGGAGCUCAUUCUACGUUUGAGCAACCCGGACGCUGAGGGUAUGCACCAAAAAUCGAGAGUACAGAACGAGGUUGGCAUCCUCACCCUCGCCUCGGCUGCCUUCCACCAUAUCAAGCCCACCGUGGUCCCUCGCGUUUUCGGCUGGGGUGGCACUAGCGCUGCCCCUGAGCAUAUGGGUUGGAUCCUAGAGGAAUCGAUGCCCGGCGUACCACUUGUCGAGGCGUUUCGUUCUAUGUCUCUUGAACAGAAGAAGGGGAUCCUAGCGCAGAUGGUCGCAUUACUCAAGGGGCUGCAGAGUUACGAGCUUCCUGAAAGUAUCCGAGGCUGGGGAGGCGUAACAUUUGAUGACAAUGGCGCCAUCGUCAGCGCAGCUAUGACUACUGUCGGUGCUGGACCGUGGUCUUCUUUCGAAGACUCCUUCAGAGCUCGCUUGAAAAUAGCACUUGCCAAAGCCGACAAGAGUCCGCAUCUACAGGGAUGGCGUCCCAACGGCGUCCGAAAACGCGUUGAUGCUUUCAUCGAGCAAGGCCUAGCGGCGCAAUUCGACGGCUUCACGUCAAAGCAUGACAGGGCUAUUAUACAUGCCGAUUUCACUACCGAUAACCUGCUCUAUGACCCCGUAACGGGCCAUAUUACGGCACUUCUCGACUAUGACUUCGCCAGUAUCAUGCAUCCUGCUUACGAAUUCUUCCGCUCUUUUUCUGGCAACGGCGGCCAGCUUACUGGCUGGUUAGGUGACACGACUAUACAAGAAAAAGAGUCGGCAGCUAUUCGAAAUGCCAAACUUUCCGGCCAGUUUCCUUCGCCUCUCCCAGCUCCGGUGCCGUCUGAAAAUGGCCCAGGUCUUGAUUGGGAACUUGCUCAAGCUUGGGAAGACGAGCUGCAAAAGCUAGACGCAAAACGACCCAGCACAAUGCAAGGGGUUGACAGAGUUGCGAACGUCGACGAGAUCUUGGGUGCUCUAGUACCUUGGAGAUUGGCCAAUGAGGACUUUUUGAGGAUGAAUGCAGAUGAAGAUACGAUAAUGGCGCUGAGACGCAUAGGUGAGAGGCAGCUUGUGAGCUUGCUAGAUCAUGUGGGGUUCUGAACUAGAGUAUUUCUAAGAAGAAAUGAAGGCGCAAAGAUAGAAUUUCGACGGGAAUAGAACGUGGAUGAACGAUGGUAAUGGUAU
This is a messenger RNA of Pseudomassariella vexata, 1603 nucleotides long. RefSeq lists its product as uncharacterized. The record is from RefSeq and is a predicted model, not a curated record. The transcript is spliced from 2 exons. Bases 473 to 1519 code for a protein of 348 amino acids. Lineage: Eukaryota; Fungi; Ascomycota; Sordariomycetes; Amphisphaeriales; Pseudomassariaceae.